AUGCUGAUCAACUGCAUUCUACUUUUCCUGCCCUGCCUCGCCUUGGCCGCUCCGAAACCCCCUGUCGUGGCUCUUGAGGCUCGGCAAGCUCCAGCUUCGUCAUACUGGCUCUCCCAAAUCCAACGCCAAGGAACUGCGGCAUUCGGUUCUAACUCUGCAGGCUACAAGGUUUUCCGCAAUGUCAAAGACUAUGGAGCAAUUGGUGAUGGCGUAACCGAUGAUACCGUUGCUAUCAACAAUGCUGUUGCAGAUGGUACUCGAUGUGCUUUCAACUGUGACAGUUCCACCACUGUUCCGGCAAUAGUCUACUUUCCCCCCGGCAAAUACGCCGUUUCGGCCCCCAUCAUUCAAUACUACUAUACUCAAUUCGUUGGUGAUGCUCUCAAUAUUCCCACUUUGCUCGCUCUUCCAUCUUUUGAAGGUCUCGCUGUCGUCGACACCGAUCCUUAUAUUCCUGGAGCAAAUGGAGCACAGUGGUACACCAACCAGAACAACUUUUAUCGCCAAAUGCGAAACUUCAUCGUUGACAUCACCCAGAUGCCUGAGGACAAGGGCGCUGGUGUCCACUGGCAGGUUGCACAGGCUACUAGCUUGCAGAACAUCGUCUUCAACAUGCGCCCUAAGAGCCCCACCAACCAACAACAGGGUAUUUUUAUGGACAAUGGCUCUGGAGGCAUCAUGACUGAUCUCGUAUUCAACGGGGGCAAAUAUGGCGCCUUUCUGGGAAACCAACAAUUCACCACCAGAAACAUGACUUUCAACGGAUGCAACACCGCCAUCUUUAUCAACUGGGUCUGGGUUUGGACCUUUAAGUCAUUGAAUAUCAAUCAGUGUGAUAUCGGCAUCGAUAUGUCCAACCUGGCCAACUCCACCAACCAGACUGUCGGCUCCGUAUUGAUCUUUGACAGUAUCAUGAGAAAUACCGGAAUAGGUGUCAAGACUUCCUACAACGCCACCAGCCGUCCUGACACUGGCGGCACCUUGCUUAUGCACAACGUCGACUUCCGCACUACCCAGAUCGGUGUCGUUGGUGCCAACGGUGUCGAUCAAAUCCUCCCUGGCUUGGCACUCGUCGAUGCCUGGGGCCAGGGUGAUCUGUAUCUGUCUGAGCAAUCCACCAAUGGCACUCAACCAGUCAAGCGAGCACCACAAGCAGUAUCAUCAGAUGAUUCGAAACCAUGCACGACAUUCACAACCUCUACAUUGGUCUUUACCUCAACUGUCACGGCCAAGCCUGCGGUUGCAACUGCUCUCACCACUGUCACUGUGUCUCCUUUACCCAGCACCGCCAACGCCAAUGGUUCAUCAGCAACAUCUUCCAGCUCAACCCUUUCGAGGAAUAGAACUGACACCGCUGCUGCCACCUCGAUUCCCAGCACUUGCGCGGUUGGUGCACCUCCCUUUACCGAGGCUCGAGUGCAACAGAAGUUGCUCGCACCUUCUCUUCCACCUUCUCUGAUUGGGACUUCGGGUGUGUUUGCUCGAUCCAAACCUCAAUAUGAAGAUGUUCCAGUCUCGUCCUUUAUCAGUGUCAAGUCCGCUGGGGCUGUGGGUGAUGGAGUUACUGAUGACACACUGGCCAUCCAGAACAUUUUCAACAACGCUCGCCCUGAUCAGAUUGUUCAUUUCGAUCACGGAGCAUACGUGAUCACCCAGACGGUAGAAGUACCGUCAACGAUUCGAAUCACUGGUGAAAUUUGGCCACUAGUCAUGGCGAAAGGAGCAUUCUUCAGUGACAGCAAAAACCCUCAACCCGUUUUCCGCGUCGGGCAAACUGGAGAUACUGGAUCUGUUGAGAUCUCAGAUUUGAUAUUCGAGACCAUAGGUGCUUUACCGGGUGCGAUCAUGAUGGAGUGGAACGUGGCACAGAUCAGUCAAGGAUCGUGUGCCAUGUGGGAUGUGCACUUCCGCAUCGGAGGGUCUGCUGGCACUCAACUCCAACAAGAUACUUGCCUCGCCAAAGUUGCCGGGUCAUCUGUCUUCAAGCCCGAGUGCGCCGGAUCAUUUCUCAUGAUGCACAUCACUCAACAAGCUACGGCUUAUCUCGAGAAUGUAUGGUUUUGGGUCGCUGAUCACGAACUUGAUCUUCCUAUGCACAAUCAGACCAACAUCUACAAUGGACGUGGAUUGUUAGUGGAAAGCCAGGGCCCUGUGUGGCUCUGGGGAACUUCAUCGGAGCAUCACCAACUCUACAAUUACCAGUUCAACAAUGCUCGAGACAUAUUCAUGGGGGCGAUUCAGACCGAGACAGCAUAUAUGCAAUCGGCUCCUAACGCACUGGAUGGCGGCUUUCCUCCCAUUGCAAGCUUAGGAGAUCCCAUGUUUGAUGACUGCACUAACGAUGCAUGUAAGAAGACCUGGGGACUUCGGAUCGUCAAUUCGCGAGAUGUGUACAUGUACGGUGGAGGGUUGUACAGCUUUUUUGACAACUACGAUCAAGACUGUCUCGAGACCAACUCUUGUCAGGAAAACAUGGUGGACAUUCGCUGCUCGGAUAAAAUCCACUUGUAUGGAUUGACCACCAAGGCAUCGACAAACAUGGUAAACGUAAACGGACAGCCAGUUGCACUGCAGUCGGAUCACACCAACAUGUUUGGACAGACGCUGUUGUCUUUUGAACUCUGA
Messenger RNA from Exophiala bonariae, 2625 nucleotides. RefSeq lists its product as uncharacterized. Lineage: Eukaryota; Fungi; Ascomycota; Eurotiomycetes; Chaetothyriales; Herpotrichiellaceae. The record is from RefSeq and is a predicted model, not a curated record. The transcript has 2 exons. Bases 1 to 2625 code for a protein of 874 amino acids.